CUGCCUCCGAGCCUGACCAGCCUGAACCUGCACAGCAACCAGCUGAGCGGUGUGAUUCCGGACCUGAGCGGCCUGGACAAGCUGCAAUGGCUGAGACUUCAGGGCAACCAGCUGAGCGGCACAAUCCCGUCCACGCUGGGUGACAUGGCCAGCCUGACGAGGUUGUGGCUGCACGAGAAUGUGCUGAGCGGACCGAUCCCCGCGUGGCUUGGCGGGCUUACCAAGCUGGAGCGGCUUUGGCUGAGCGACAAUAUGCUGACGGGCGAAAUACCGGAGGAACUGGGUGAUCUGAGCGACCACUCGCUCGCUCAGUGGCGGCUCGGCGGCAACGACCUCACCGGGUGCGUACCGCAGGGAUUGGCGGACGUUGCCGACAACGAUCUCGACAGUCUGGGGCUGGAGGUCUGCACGGACUCCUAG
Messenger RNA from Geodia barretti, 420 nucleotides. NCBI's taxonomy places the organism in Eukaryota, Metazoa, Porifera, Demospongiae, Tetractinellida, Geodiidae. The record is from the annotation of a GenBank genome assembly.